ACUAAAAGAUAAACUAAAUCUAUAGGGGAGGAAAUCUUUUAUUUGUAUUUUGUAUUGUCCUACUUAAUGAAGGUGUUUGACCUCACCGGGCCGCAUGGUGUCGGGAUCAACUCCUGGUGCCUCGGCCUCAGGUUCAGAUGUGGAACAUCAGCGCCCUCUGCUGGCGAGUUGUCCAACAGCGGUCUGUGAAGUAGGACCGACAUACACAGUGGGGCUGUGAACACAACACAACAAACUCGCACGCUCUUUGGUGUAGAGUACACCAAUGGUGUUAAAGUAGUUUGACAUCAUUUAACAAAUGUAUACGUUGAUCUGAAAGUUUAAAGACUAAUCGUAUACUAGGCUACAAUUAGCCCUACUAUGAUACAACUACACGGCACUCGUAUUGCCACACAGUACAGUAGAGAUGACGUCAAAUAACCACUUGUAAUCAAUCGCCUUCGCCAACGAUGCAGUAGGUCUGUCGCUCACGAGUCUUCGCGGACCAAAGGGUCACAUGUUGCGACCCACUGCCAGUUCAGUAGGAAAAGUUGCAGAAGCGGCCGCCACCGUCUGAUGUCCGCCACUAGGGGGCGUUGACCCGCACAACAAACACCAGCGAACAGCCGCCGCCACACAAAGACAAUGCUCACCCCACACACACAAAAAGCAGUCUGAUCUCAUAUGAUCCCAAACUUCCCGUGGUAUUGACUUCGCUCCUCACUGGAAGCACGCUGGAUUGUAACUGGAAAACAUUACACAGCCUAAACAUAAGAACAAUAUCAACCAAGGGAGACGGACCCACCGUAACGUUAGUGUGUACAGGAGGACGUAACUAUUGGACAAGAGGCGUGCAAGCUUCCACUGAGGCUUUUUAAACCUGGCACUGUGCGCACAGAGGCGAUCCCCGGGAUUUCUGACAGUUGAGGAACAGUUUGAGAGUGCUGCCAUGUUUGCACCACCACCACCACCACCUGCUUGACUCCUACCCUGGGGCAAGAUGGACUGACGACCGAGACCGCGGUCCACUCCUUGAGCUUUCGUCGGUGCACCCAGGAGGAGUCGUGUUGGAUAAGUGUCGGUGGGACGGUGCGCCCGAACAACAACCAGCACCAUGGUGGCUAACGGUCCGACCAGCGGCAGAUGCCCGUGGCUGCGUCUCUUCUCCCCGUUCCAGAGCAGCCGGGAGCGCGUGGUGCUGACCCGCAGCGAGAGCAUGCACGGUGAAAGUGUGUUGAAGAUCACCGUCACCGAGACCACGGUGAUCGAGGCGGAGUCCGGCGUCUGGAACCUGCGCUCCAUGUCAUACCUGGUGCUGUGGUUCUUCUUCAGCUUCUGCACGCUCUUUCUCAACAAGUAUAUUCUGUCGCUUCUGGAGGGAGAGCCGAGCAUGCUGGGUGCUGUCCAGAUGCUGUCCACCACCAUCAUCGGGUGCCUCAAAAUGUUUGUCCCCUGCUGCCUCUACAAGCACAAGACCCGCACCGAGUAUCCGUCCAACUUCGUCAUGACCAUGCUGUUUGUUGGCCUGAUGAGGUUCACCACGGUGGUGCUGGGCCUGGUCAGCCUGAAGAACGUGGCCGUGUCUUUCGCCGAGACGGUGAAGAGCUCAGCGCCCAUCUUCACGGUCAUCAUGUCCCGCCUCAUCCUGGGGGAGUACACAGGAUUGUGGGUAAAUCUCUCCCUGUUCCCCAUCAUGGCCGGCCUGGCACUGUGCACGGCCUCAGAGCUCAGCUUCAACAUGCUGGGCUUCUCCGCAGCCCUCUCCACCAACAUCAUGGACUGUUUACAGAAUGUUUUCUCCAAAAAGCUGCUCAGUGGAGACACCUACAAAUUCAGCCCACCAGAGCUGCAGUUCUACACCAGCGCAGCAGCUGUCAUCAUGCUCAUUCCUGCCUGGGUUUUCCUGCUGGACAUUCCAGUGAUUGGGCAGAAUGGGCGGAGCUUGGUCUGGAGUCAGGACGUGGUGCUGCUGCUGCUGUUUGACGGAGUGCUGUUCCACCUGCAGAGCGUCAGCGCCUACGCCCUGAUGGGCCGUAUCUCCCCCGUCACCUUCAGCGUGGCGAGCACGGUGAAGCACGCCCUGUCCGUGUGGCUCAGCAUCAUCGUGUUCAGCAACCACAUCACGCUGCUGGGUGCGGCCGGCUCGGUGCUGGUGCUGCUGGGCGUGCUGCUCUACAACCGGGCCCGCCAGGCCCAGAGGAGGGCUCUGAGGGCCAUGGCCGGCCGGCAGCAGGACCCCCAGUACCACUACGACCACAGCCACAGGCCCUCCAGGGGAGAACCGCCGGCCCCGGGCCAGCAGGCCUCCAAGGACUUCAAGGCCUCCCAGUCGUAGCCUGGGAGACCUGAAGCCCCCGGACCAGCCCGCCUCCAAGGAAUUCAAGGACUCCCAGUCGUAGCCUGAGAUACCUGCCCCCCCCAGGGUCAGCUUGCCUCCAAGGAAUUCAAGGACUUCAAGGCCUCCCAGUCGUAGCCUGGGACGGAGGUUAGGAUGCCAAGUGGGUGGGGAGGGGGAGGCGAUCCAGGACUCACUUUUGGCCACCUCCUUGUCUCUCUGACUCUUUGCACUCUCUUGCUCUGUCCCCAUUUCACACUAAAGGAGAGUUGGGUUCUCACUUCACACGCAUUCCACCAGUUCAACUGAAAUAUCCCCCAAAAAAUGGAAAUUUGGAAGGCUGAGUGGCAGCAAGGGAGCUGGUUAGCGGAAGUGUGGUAACCUAGCAACCACUAAGUUGUCCAUUUCGAUUGUUAUUCCUAAAACAAUUGUUGUAAACAAUUGUUGCUGAUUGAACAGUACAGGUACCUGCUGUGUCACGUGACUCUUUUUGCACUAUAUAUUGAACAAACAAGCUUUUUCCCUCAAGUCCACUGUUAAAAACAAAGUCAUAGAUCUUCUUGACGUGUAUAUGCGAUUGCAUAUUUGGGAUCCCCAGUUGAUUAUAUGUGGUCAUUUUAAGUUUGAUGUUUAAUUUUGUAUUAUUUUAUGGUUUAGGUUUGCGAGAGCUUAUGUGUUUGUGCAUGGCUUUAGUGUCGUGACCGUUGCUUCCAGACAGGAGCUCGACCCGGUUGUCUUAUAGCGGUCUGGCCCCGUAUCCCGGGGCGGAUCGGAGAGGUCCGUGCAAUGAUCGUUCAGCUGUACCCGACGCGAUCUGCGUCGUUUCAGGGAGCCUCAGAUAUGAAAGCACUCAGGAUAACUUUCCUUUUGUAAUCUUUUGAGCACGCAGUCUUUUUAGUUGGGGGGGGGGGGAGUAGCGAUGUCGCGGUGAAGCCUUAACUUCGUUUCCGAAGAUCGACGCGAGAAACUGGAGCUUCUGAAGACUGCUCCGUUUUAGUCCCAUAGUCGGGAUUCUCGCCCGUGCUCAGCUUUUCUACAGGGAUGUUUUCUAAGUAGCCGUCGGUUUCCUCUUUUCCCUUCCGUCGAUACAUUCCAGACGUACUUGUUAAAAUGAUCGUAAUUUCGCCCAGAGGUGGGCCCGCAGAAAAAAAAGAAGUCAUUUUCUACAUCCAUUAAGCACGUUUCCCCGGCAACGAAGGAAUCUGUGACAUUCUGAGUUUGUGGCGAGAUUUCAGUUUGUGUUUAAUGCUUUACCAAUACCAAUUUUUUCUUUUCUUGAAAUACGAGUCCCACUUUUUUGUCCUGUGUCUAUACCACUAGUUGGAAUGAAUUACAUUCCUACAUUGAAUGAGGAUGAGGCAUUGAUUGAAUUCGUUGAAUCUAAUAUAAUGAGAUGUAGCAAUAAGGCGUGAUGUCUUGCUACCCAGUGGAUACUGUACAUUCAUAUGGAAAUAAUUUGUUUUGGAAUUUUACAUUUGAACAAUGUUAAGUGAAUAUAAUACCUUAUUGAACAGGAGGCAUGUCUUGGACCAAUACUUUUUAUUAAAGAUAUUUUUUAUGGGACAUGUGCUAACAUUUUUUUAAAACCGUUUUAAAACCUUUAAAAGAUCAGAUAUGUGAUUUGCUUUCUAUAAUGCUAACAUUAAAUUACAAAUUGUACCAUAUCCAAAGCAACAGGUGUGGCCAUGGACCAUCAGAGCACAGAACCAAUAUUGGAGUGACUAAAAAGGAGGCGUGGCACUAGCCGUUCUGUAAACAUAACUGAAGAGUGUAGAGCAGCUGCAGGUAUCGCAACGGCAUGGAGGGUGAAACAGCGCUCCCUGCUGGUGUCAUGGGGGAAAUGCAUUGUUACACCGAUAAGAGAUAAGCUCACAGGUAAAAUUACAAGCGCUUCUAAGUUCAACACACAACGUAAAUUAGGUUAAAAGUGUAAACGCUAUAUACACGUCUUAUAAAUACAUAAUUGGAUGCAUGUAUAUAUCAUUAAAAAAUACAGAUUAGGAAAAAUAGCAAUCACAAAAAUAAAGGCUGCUAUGUUUGGCCAACAACAAUCUUGAUGUUACAAAUUAAUGCUACAAACGAAUGGGAGCGAAAAAAACCUCUC
Molecule: messenger RNA, 4418 nt
Organism: Gadus chalcogrammus (walleye pollock)
Lineage: Eukaryota; Metazoa; Chordata; Actinopteri; Gadiformes; Gadidae
Product: solute carrier family 35 member E2A-like
Exons: 10
Coding region: 1094-2314 (406 amino acids)
Cellular component (GO): Golgi apparatus
Molecular function (GO): antiporter activity
Source: RefSeq, a predicted model, not a curated record